Paramecium tetraurelia is the source of this 1746-nucleotide messenger RNA. RefSeq lists its product as uncharacterized. The transcript is spliced from 6 exons. Gene Ontology annotation, cellular component: cytoplasm. Gene Ontology annotation, biological process: post-transcriptional regulation of gene expression. Gene Ontology annotation, molecular function: mRNA binding. The record is from RefSeq and is a predicted model, not a curated record. NCBI's taxonomy places the organism in Eukaryota, Ciliophora, Oligohymenophorea, Peniculida, Parameciidae.
AUGUUAAAUCAAAUCCCUAUCGAAUUUAAUUCAGACUAAGACGAAUUUCAUCAAUGUAAUCCAAGCAAAAGUGAUUCCACGGCAACUCCAAGUUUAUUCGAUAACACUAUUUCAUCUAAAGUCCUCUGUUCUUAACUUUUUGAGGAUCAUCUCAAUUAAGAUGAAGAUGAUGAAUUCGAAUCUUUAAAUAAGUAACUCUAGGGUGUCUUACUGACAGACAAUUAUCGACCCUCAUUGAUACAAGCUUUCUAGACUGACAUGUACAAGUCCUCAUAUUUGACCCAUGAAAAGCUCACAAAGAAUUCAAGGAGAAUGUAAUAAGAGUAUGAGUAAGCCAAUAAUAAAGAAAGGGAAUAUGUCUUCAACACUUAUAUAAAAAAUAAUAUAGUUAAUCUCAGUUUAGACAAGUAUUAGCAUUACAUAUUGGAGAAAAUAAUAGAAAUAGGACCAAUUAAUUUUAGAAACAUUAUUUUAGAUUAAAUGUUUACUUUCAUCAAGAAAUUAGUCACUGAUCUUCAUGCUUGUAAGGUUAUUUAGAAGGGAUUAGAGAUUAUGUAGUUGUAUUCAACAGAAUCUAGAUCUUAAUAUUAAAAAUACAUCAAUUUUAUUCUGGAGGAGAACAAUUUUACAAGAAGAUUAUACACAGAUAAAAUUGGAAAUCAAUUAUAUUAAAAAGGUUUAGACGUUUUCGAAGAACAAAAUUUAGACUAACUCUUAAGAAUCUUUGAUAAAUAUAUUUUAAAUCAAAAUUAAUAUUCUUUAGAAUUAUCAACUGAUUAAUAUGGCUGUUUGCUUGUUAAUAAAAUUAUAGAUAUUUACCCAAAAUUGAUUGAUUCUAAUACAAAAUCAAUAGCAAAUUAAAUCAUUAUGAGAACUAUACAAAACUCAUCCUGUCUAAUAAGAAGAUAAUAUGCUAAUUACAUCAUUCAGUAAAUAUUGGAAAAAGGCUAAGAAAUUCACAAAAGGAUCCUAUUAGAUAAUUUUCUAAUCAAGGACUUUGUGUCCAUGUCGAUGGAUAAGUAUGGUAGUAAUGUGGCAGAAAAGGCAAUAGUAUAUGCUGGACAAUAAUGGAGGUAGAAAUUAUGGGAAGAAGAAGUUUCGGUUUCAGAAAGUUCAUUUCGAAAAUUGGUGAAUGAUCAGUUUGCUAAUUAUCCUAUAUAAAGGCUCUAUGAAUAUUUAUCCAUUGAAUAUAGAAAUGAAUUUAUAGCAUUACUGAACAGGUUACAUGAUAGUCAUUUUCUCAAUCAUCAUGGCUAGAUAGUAUUAAAGUUUUCUCUAUCAAAUUAUAAUGUCAAACGAUUUGCUUAAAAGGUCAAUUCGAAUGAAUCUACUAAACCUACUAAAUAAUAAGAAAAGAAUAAAUAGCUUUAAUAAAUAUAUGACUAAAAAUAAAAAUUUAGUUCAAAUUAAAUGCAAUAUCAAUAAUAUUUGUAGUAAUAACAGCUGAUGGCAUAAUAGUAUCAAUGGUUUUAAUAAUAAUAAUAAUAAUAAUAAUAAUAGUAAUAAUUUAAAUCUCCUAUUGAAUUUCAAUAAUACUAAGCAAUGCUUUUAUAAUAAAAUAUGAUGAUGUAUCAAUUGCAAUAGUAGAUGAUUUCUCCUUAAUUUUAAUAGUCAUUCUAGCAUUAAUAGUAGUAGUUUGCUUUCUAAUAAUCUUUGUAGCAUCAAGAUUAAGGAAAUUAAUAAGUACAAAACUAUUAUUAAUAAUUUUAAUGUUUUCAAUAAAUGAGUUAGAAUCAAUAAGAAUGA